AUGGAGGAAACAAACACCAAGACAGUUGGAGAUGUUGAGACUGUUGAUGUUUAUACAGCAAAAGGUUUGCUUAGUGUCGGUCAUCGAUAUCUCGAUGUUAGAACUAAUGAAGAAUUCGCCAAGAGCCACGUCGAGGAUGCCUUGAACAUUCCUUAUAUGUUCAAAACAGAAGAAGGUAGGGUUUUAAAUCCUGAAUUCCUUACCCAAGUGGCAUCGGUUUGCAAGAAAGAUGAACAUAUGAUAGUGGCUUGUAACGCUGGAGGAAGAGGUAGUCGUGCUUGUGUUGACCUUCUCAAUGCGGGGUACGAGCAUGUGGCUAACAUGGGAGGAGGCUACUCGGCUUGGGUUGACUCUGGAUUCGCCGGCGAUAAACCCUCUGAGGAACUCAAGAUUGCUUGCAAGUUCCGCCCAAACGAUAACUAA
This is a messenger RNA of Microthlaspi erraticum, 423 nucleotides long. The record is from the annotation of a GenBank genome assembly. NCBI's taxonomy places the organism in Eukaryota, Viridiplantae, Streptophyta, Magnoliopsida, Brassicales, Brassicaceae.